UAUGACGCAGGACACGCGGAAGCUGUUUACCUCUGUGUACGUUAGUGGGUUAGCCGCCGCUAACCGAGCGGGAGGUUUUUUCGCCAUUUAAGUGUUAAUAAUCGAUUAAAAUCAGACAUUUUAUGUGUCUUGUAGUUCGUCAGAAUGGGAAAAGCAGAUUUUCUGUCGCCAAAGGCGAUAGCCAACAGGAUAAAAUCCAAAGGGCUCCAGAAGUUGAGGUGGUAUUGUCAGAUGUGUCAGAAACAAUGUCGAGAUGAGAACGGCUUCAAAUGUCACUGCAUGUCAGAGUCCCACCAGAGGCAGCUGCUGCUGGCCUCAGAGGACCCCAACAAGUUCAUGGACUAUUUCUCAGAUGAGUUCAAAAAUGAGUUCCUGGAGCUGCUCAGGAGACGUUUCGGGACCAAACGCGUGCACAACAACAUCGUCUACAAUGAAUACAUCAGCGACAGAGAGCACGUCCACAUGAACUCCACACAGUGGGAGACUCUCACCGACUUCACCAAGUGGCUCGGCAGGGAAGGUUUAUGUAAGGUCGACGAGACCCCCAAAGGCUGGUACAUCCAGUACAUCGACCGCGACCCGGAAACCAUCCGCCUCCAGGAGGAGCAGGCGAGGAGGAAGAAGGCGGACCUGGAUGAUGAGGAGAGGAGCGCCAAGUUCAUCAACGAGCAGGUCCGAAGAGGCCGCGACGGAAAGGAGGUGGAGGAAACACCCGUCUUCACCGAGCUGAAACGUGAGAGUGAAGAAGAAAAAAUUGCUUUCAACCUGGGCGCCUCUGCAUGUGUUGCCGGUCCGUCCAAAUCCAGUUCUGCUCUUGGUGCCAGCGCUCUCAAAGCAGCAGCAGUAGCAGCAGCAGCGUCCACCAAGAGGAAAGACGCCGCCUCCGACUCCCGCUCAGAGAAGAAGAAGAAAUCUGCUCUGGAGGAGAUCAUGGAGAUGGAGGCGAGGAAGAAGAAGAAGCUGGACGCGGUCCGAACAGAUUACUGGAUGCAGCCGAACAUCGUGAUCAAAGUCGUCACCAAGAGACUGGGAGAGAAGUACCACAAGAAGAAGGGUGUCGUCAUGGAGGUGCGAGACAAAUACGCAGCGGUGGUGAAGAUGAUCGACUCAGGAGACAAACUGAAGCUGGACCAGAAUCAUGUCGAGACGGUCAUACCGGCACCAGGUAAACGGGUUCUGAUCCUGAACGGACCGUACAGAGACGUCGAGGCGGUGCUGGAGGGAAUAGACGAAAAGAACUUCAGCGCUACACUCACGCUCGAAACUGGUUCACAGAAGGGGAAGAGGGUCGACAUCGCCUACGAGGAUUUCUCCAAACUGGCCUGAACCAACAACCUCCCCCGUUUUAAUCUCAGGGACUCUACUGUGUCAGAGUAACUUCCCUAAAAGUCACCUGUACAUACACACACAUCCCACAAUGCAUCACACAAAUAAACACUGAGUAAUUUGUUCAAUUAAUUUUUUUUUUAUUUUGUAUCGAUGUUCAAGAUCUUUACAUUGCAGAUGUACAUUUUUCUCCUAAUAAAUUCAACAAAAGUGA
Molecule: messenger RNA, 1540 nt
Organism: Acanthopagrus latus (yellowfin seabream)
Lineage: Eukaryota; Metazoa; Chordata; Actinopteri; Spariformes; Sparidae
Gene: kin
Product: Kin17 DNA and RNA binding protein
Exons: 12
Coding region: 145-1326 (393 amino acids)
Biological process (GO): DNA replication; DNA damage response
Cellular component (GO): nucleus
Molecular function (GO): double-stranded DNA binding
Source: RefSeq, a predicted model, not a curated record